Molecule: messenger RNA, 2744 nt
Organism: Ceraceosorus bombacis
Lineage: Eukaryota; Fungi; Basidiomycota; Exobasidiomycetes; Ceraceosorales; Ceraceosoraceae
Source: the annotation of a GenBank genome assembly
AUGGGCAAGAAGACGGACAAGCUGUACAUCACCCAUGGCGAGCACUCGGGUUUCUUUGGGCAGCAUUCCGCAGGGAGCGUAGGCAACAAGGCUGCUCUCUCAUCCGCCCAUGAUGGCAUGCAAGCGUUACCCUUCGAUUGCUGCGCUCUCACGCUGGCUCCAUGGACGAACCCUGUGUGCACAAGGGAAGAGGUUAGUGGGUGCACGUGGCUAGGAUUUCCCAGCGCCGAGUGCUGGCUGACUUAGAAGCUGCGUCUACAUUCCAGGGAACCAUCUUCGAGUUGACUCACGUCAUCCCGUACCUCAACAAGUACGGCACAAAUCCUGCUACUGGCCAAGCAAUGCAGAUCAAGGAUCUAGUCAAGCUAAAUUUUCACAAGAACGAGAACGGCAAAUACCAUGAUCCUGUGUCUUUCAAGGUGAGGCUGGGUGGAAUGCAUGGCGCAUUCUUAAGAGGGGCGCAGCGGCAGCAGCGGGUGGCAUCAUCAUGAAGAGCGGCUGCGAGGCUAGGAAGCGGAGCAGAGCUUAUGGAUGGCAGCAUGGAGCGCAUACAUUCAGUUUGCGCAAAGGCUGGAAGGUAAUCGCAGCCAGGCACAAUUACGAUCACACCCACUUCACGAUGCGAGAGAGCAUACUGCGCUCCGCUUCCAAGCAAUGCUGACCAUUUGCCCUUCCUUCCUCGGGUUGCCGGCUCUCGUGACAGGAAUUCAACGAGCACACACACCUCGUGGCUGUUAGCACGACAGGCAACGUCUUCUCCUGGGACACUGUCCACUCGCUCAACAUCAAAGCCAAACAUAUGGUCGACCUGAUUUCAGAUGAACCAUUCAGGAAGUCAGAUCUAAUAACGCUGCAGGACCCACAUGGUAUGGGUGAGGCGUCAGUUUCUGGGGCUUCAAAGCCUCAUAAGAGAAAUUUAGCGGAGAUGCAUCAUGUGAAGCACGGGCACGUGGUACCUCAGGCCAGCGAUACCUUGCAAGAGAUCAACACCAGUGCAGCAGGUGGAGCGUCGAAGCUGCUGGAUCGUGUUCGAGCAUCACAGCCUAGUACCUCCGCCUCCAGCAUUGCGGCAGGCGCACCGCCGGCAGAUGCGAACACAGGAACAGCAAAAAAAGUGGUGCCCUACAACGCUACUUCGGCAUCCACGGGCAUGACUGCAGCCAGCUUCACGUCAAGCGGCCUGACGCCAGUGACCAAAAGCGAGAGGCAAACUAUCAAUGAGGAAGAGUUUAUGCUGGAAAAAGUGGCUGCUGGAGAAGGGCUUGGAGCGGCUUGGAACAAGGGGAAGAAGAAGGCCAGUCCGAGGGCUUUUGUUCGGGUAAGUAGAGAGAGCGCAAACGGCGUCAGCAUGGACCGGAACAGUAGAGCGGGACUCGAAGGCAGUGGCAUGAUGUAAGAUAGGAGGAGUAAUCGUUCCUUGAUGUGCUCAUCCCAGAUGCCCGGAGCUUUCGCUCUGCGUGAAGGGAAGCGAGCUGACACUCUCCGCCCCGUCGGCAACCCGCUGUCCUUGCCAGGUCACUACGAACUUUGGCCCCAUCAAUGUGGAGCUCUACUGCGAUAAGGCACCAAAAACGGUGGGUUCCCGGUUGUCCGCGAGCAAAUAUUGGACAGUUGUCUCAUGCUUUGUUGCUUGGACUCCCCUGGCCGCACAGUGUUACAACUUCCUGACGCUGGUGAAAAGGGGAUACUAUGACGAUACAGUCUUCCAUCGCCUAAUACCAGGUCAGUAAAGGGACGGGAACCCCCUUUGUACGGUGAGCUGAACCGAUAAAAUGCUACAGGAUUCAUGGUACAAGGCGGCGAUCCGACUGGAACUGGUAGAGGCGGUGCUAGCAUGUGGGACCGACCUUUCAGAGACGAACUAGAUUUGCCCGGCGCGCUCAGGCACGACUCCCGAGGCUCGCUGAGCAUGGCAAAUAAGGGCCCCGCGACGAAUGGUAGUCGUGAGUAGAGAGGUGUGGAGCCCUCUCGAUACAAACAGAUCUGACACAACCCCUUUUGCAGAGUUCUUCUUCACCUUCCGGGACCAGAUGUGAGUUCUCGAUCCGUUUGUCGGUGGCAGCGCGUGUGCACUAGGCGACUGACCAUCGUGCUCAUUAGCCCAAGCCUCGACCACAAACAUACUGUUUUUGGAAAGAUGCUUCCAGGUGAACCUACCUUGGACAACAUCGAGCGCGUGCCUACCGAGAAGGGCACAGAUCGGCCGCUCAGGAGUGGUGCGCAUCCUCACAAUAGUAGUCGCUGGAGCUAGCGUGCUCUUACAAAGCUGACGCGAUACCAGUCUCUGGCAUUGACAGUGCGAAUCUUCGAGAUCAGAUGUCUCGACGAUCCUUUCGAAGCUUACAAAGCAGAGCUCGCUAGGCAACAGAGUAGAGAUAGUGUGGAAGAAGUUGCAAAGCGAGAAGAGAAGAGGAAGCGGAGAGAGGAAGAUCGGACCACCUGGUCAGUGGCUGUUCUUGCGAUGAUGUGUCUGCGAAGUUCUGACGAGUCUUCACCUCCAUGUGGUGUCGUGUAGGCUGGGCACGAAUCUUGGGGAGAAGAGGCAGCGUAGAGCUCCCGGGGAGGCAUCGGAGCUGAAAGUGAUGGGUACGGCAUCUGGCGUUGGCAAAUACAUGAAGGCCACGACGAGCGUACAGAAGGAUGGAGUAGACCAGCAGGGCGAACCGAUCGGGGAAUCUUUUGCGAAGCGAAAGACGAAAACGACGGCUUCUGACGGUGGCUUUGGAGACUUUUCGGGCUGGUAG